Molecule: messenger RNA, 933 nt
Organism: Trypanosoma brucei brucei TREU927
Lineage: Eukaryota; Euglenozoa; Kinetoplastea; Trypanosomatida; Trypanosomatidae
Exons: 1
Coding region: 1-933 (310 amino acids)
Biological process (GO): peptidyl-lysine monomethylation
Molecular function (GO): protein-lysine N-methyltransferase activity; protein binding
Source: RefSeq, a predicted model, not a curated record
AUGCCAGUGUUUGAGAACAAGCAUCUCCUCCGCGUCUUGCAACCCCCACAGCAACUGGCGCAGAACUUUGUAGCGUACUGCAAGGCACAUCAGGUGCUUACUCGUGGUUUAUGUCGUGUCGGCAAAACAAAGCGCGGUGAACUGAGGGGCCUCAUUGCCAACAAGGAUAUAAAGAAGGAUGACAACAUUGUGAUGCUCUCAGAGCGGGCUUGUCUGCACCCGGGGAGGGCACUAAAGUGUGAAAGGUUUCUCGCCAUCUUUCCGCAGAAUGUUAAGGAGAUGCUUUUACAGAAUCCGUUAUUUGUUCAGAACAGUCGUGUGGCCGAACGCUCGAUUAUUCGGCAUAAUCAGUUUUUACUAGCGUGCUACAUGACGUACUUGAUUCUUCGCAACGAUGAGAAUGCAGAGGGCCAAGCGCUCAAGUACAUCAACUUCAUGCCUCGCAACGAGGGUAACUUUGAGCAGCUCAUUAGCAACAUGAACGGGGUACUUGACGGAGCUGCGGCGUGCCAGUCAGCGCAAGCGGCUCUUUCUUUGCAGUUUGGUAUCACGCAGGCUGAGGUGCGACCGCUCCUACAGUGGUCCAUGGCCAUGAUCUUUAGCCGUAUGGCACCCAUUGAUCACCGUUGGACAUUGCAGUGUGCAUUUAAAAAUACGCCUUUCGCGCCGGCUUUUGAUAUUCGGGGGCCAGAUGACGAUGCAAAUAUGGUUAAGGAACCCAUCGCCUUUUUGUGUCCCGUCAUCGACAUGUGCAACCACAGCGAUCACGAAAAUGUCGCUCUUAUGGUGCCCCAGCGCACUGACUCAUCGCAUGAAUCGGUAAUUUGCUUGCGCUCGCUUCGGGAUAUUGACCGCGGGGAGGAGCUCACUAUGACGUACGGUGGAUCGCCAACGGAGCUACGUGUUAUAUGGGGAAUGCAACGCGUUUUGUGA